Messenger RNA from Gigantopelta aegis, 1830 nucleotides. RefSeq names its product thioredoxin domain-containing protein 2-like. The transcript has 3 exons. The coding region runs from base 1 to 1830 and encodes 609 amino acids. NCBI's taxonomy places the organism in Eukaryota, Metazoa, Mollusca, Gastropoda, Neomphalida, Peltospiridae. The record is from RefSeq and is a predicted model, not a curated record.
AUGAACACCAGUGCGAACCCAGUAUCUUCAAGCUUCAAAUACGAUAGCUUGAACAUCUCCCCCAAUGAGCCGUUAAAAGACAGUCUGGAUGAUGAACACCGCAGUGCGAACCCAGUAUCUUCAAGCUUCAAAUACGAUAGCUUGAACAUCUCCCCCAAUGAGCCGUUAAAAGACAGUCUGGAUGAACACCGCAGUGCGAACCCAGUAUCUUCAAGCUUCAAAUACGAUAGCUUGAACAUCUCCCCCAAUGAGCCGUUAAAAGACAGUCUGGAUGAACACCGCAGUGCGAACCCAGUAUCUUCAAGCUUCAAAUACGAUAGCUUGAACAUCUCCCCCAAUGAGCCGUUAAAAGACAGUCUGGAUGAACACCGCAGUGCGAACCCAGUAUCUUCAAGCUUCAAAUACGAUAGCUUGAACAUCUCCCCCAAUGAGCCGUUAAAAGACAGUCUGGAUGAACACCGCAGUGCGAACCCAGUAUCUUCAAGCUUCAAAUACGAUAGCUUGAACAUCUCCCCCAAUGAGCCGUUAAAAGACAGUCUGGAUGAACACCGCAGUGCGAACCCAGUAUCUUCAAGCUUCAAAUACGAUAGCUUGAACAUCUCCCCCAAUGAGCCGUUAAAAGACAGUCUGGAUGAACACCGCACUGCGAACCCAGUAUCUUCAAGCUUCAAACACGAUAGCUUGAACAUCUCCCCCAAUGAGCCGUUAAAAAACAGUGUAGAUGAACACCGCAGUGCGAACCCAGUAUCUUCAAGCUUCAAACACGAUAGCUUGAACAUCUCCCCCAAUGAGCCGUUAAAAGACAGUCUGGAUGAACACCGCAGUGCGAACCCAGUAUCUUCAAGCUUCAAACACGAUAGCUUGAACAUCUCCCCCAAUGAGCCGUUAAAAGACAGUCUGGAUGAACACCGCAGUGCGAACCCAGUAUCUUCAAGCUUCAAAUACGAUAGCUUGAACAUCUCCCCCAAUGAGCCGUUAAAAGACAGUCUGGAUGAACACCGCAGUGCGAACCCACUUGAACAUCUCCCCCCCAAUGAGCCGUUAAAAGACAGUCUGGAUGAACACCGCAGUGCGAACCCAGUAUCUUCAAGCUUCAAAUACGAUAGCUUGAACAUCUCCCCCAAUGAGCCGUUAAAAGACAGUCUGGAUGAACACCGCAGUGCGAACCCAGUAUCUUCAAGCUUCAAAUACGAUAGCUUGAACAUCUCCCCCAAUGAGCCGUUAAAAGACAGUCUGGAUGAACACCGCAGUGCGAACCCAGUAUCUUCAAGCUUCAAAUACGAUAGCUUGAACAUCUCCCCCAAUGAGCCGUUAAAAGACAGUCUGGAUGAACACCGCAGUGCGAACCCAGUAUCUUCAAGCUUCAAACACGAUAGCUUGAACAUCUCCCCCAAUGAGCCGUUAAAAGACAGUCUGGAUGAACACCGCAGUGCGAACCCAGUAUCUUCAAGCUUCAAACACGAUAGCUUGAACAUCUCCCCCAAUGAGCCGUUAAAAGACAGUCUGGAUGAACACCGCAGUGCGAACCCAGUAUCUUCAAGCUUCAAACACGAUAGCUUGAACAUCUCCCCCAAUGAGCCGUUAAAAGACAGUCUGGAUGAACACCGCAGUGCGAACCCAGUAUCUUCAAGCUUCAAAUACGAUAGCUUGAACAUCUCCCCCAAUGAGCCGUUAAAAGACAGUCUGGAUGAACACCGAAGUGCGAACCCACUACCUCCCAGCCUUAGUAAGGUGGCACUAACCGGUUAUGCGUGCGUCGACCCGUUUGCCAUUACCGCCUGUCAGAAAACCGGAACCAGCCGAGCCGAAAUGAACCGAACCGAACACUAA